Molecule: messenger RNA, 846 nt
Organism: Aureococcus anophagefferens
Lineage: Eukaryota; Pelagophyceae; Pelagomonadales; Pelagomonadaceae
Exons: 1
Coding region: 1-846 (281 amino acids)
Source: RefSeq, a predicted model, not a curated record
AUGCCCAAGACCGCGGCCACCUUCGGGCUCGAGGUCUUCGCAGCGGGCUGCGGCUGCGCCGUCGCCGACAGCACGUUCCACCCGCUGGAGACCUUCAAGGUCCGGCAGCAAGCGUCGCCGCGGCCGCUCGUCGACAUCGCGAGGGAGGCCCGGGCCGAGGCCGGCGUGCUGCGGGGCUGGUGGCGGCCGGCCUUCGCGCCGACUUUCUGCCGCGCGUUCACGUACACGGGCUUCCGCAUCGGCGCGUACCCGUCGGCGCGCGACGCCUUCUCGGACCGCGGGCUGCCGGAUCUCUUAGUCCGCAUCGGCGCGGGCGCGUCGACGGGCUUCGUCGGCGCGCUCGUCUUCAACCCGCUCGACCUGCUGCGCGUGCGGCUCCAGCUCGCGCCGAGCCGCUACCCCACGUGGAACGUCGCCGCGGGCCUGCGCGCGAUCGCGGCCGACGGCGGCGGCGUCGCGGGCUUGUGGCGGGGCUGGCCCGUGAGCGUCGCGCGCGCGAGCCUCCUCUCGGGCUCGCAGCUCGCGACCUACGACACGGCGAAGCGGAGCUUCAAGGAGCGCCUGGGCUUCGCCGAGGGCGUCCCGCUCCACGUCUGCUGCUCGCUGCUGAGCGGCUUCGUCGCGCAGCUCGUCAUCCAGCCCGUGGACACGGUCAAGACGCUGGUGAUGGACAGCUCGAGCGCCGAGUCGUCGCCCGCGCGCUUCGCGCGCCUCGCGCGCGAACGCGGCGUGCUCGCGCUCUACCGCGGCCUGCUGCCCGCGCUCAUGCGCCAGGGGCCCGUCAUGCUCGUCCAGCUGCCCCUCACGGAGCAGAUCCGACGGGUCUUCGGGUUGGGGUAUUUUUAA